Molecule: messenger RNA, 1310 nt
Organism: Lolium perenne
Lineage: Eukaryota; Viridiplantae; Streptophyta; Magnoliopsida; Poales; Poaceae
Biological process (GO): transmembrane transport
Cellular component (GO): membrane
Molecular function (GO): transmembrane transporter activity
Source: RefSeq, a predicted model, not a curated record
CCCAACUAACUUUGCCUCAGUUUACAGGCACGAAACAAAUCUGCCGGUCCACUCAGCUGCUCCGGCUUUCCCCUUUCGCCUUCUGCAACUGUAUAAUCCCAUCGGAGGCUUGCGUGCACCUUGGCUCGUCAGACCCAUGGAGAUCAAGAAGGACGCAUGGGGCCUGCUGCUCGUGCUCUUCCUCGGCCAGCUCGUGGCCUUCUCCAUGGCCGCCGGCAGCUUCGCCUCCUCCCUCGUCGCUAAUCUUGGAAUUGAUGCGCCACUCACACAAUCAUUCUUCGCAUAUCUCCUGUUGACCUUAGUUUAUGUGCCAAUCCUUUUGAGCCGACGACAGAAGCUACAAAUACCUUGGUAUUGGUACUUAGUGCUGUCCUUCGUCGAUGUGCAGGGGAACUAUCUGGUUAUCAAGGCAUACCAGUACUCAUCCAUCACCAGCAUAACGUUGUUGGAUUGUUGGACUAUUGUAUGGGUCAUUGUACUCACCUGGUACGCACUAGGCACAAGAUAUUCUUUCUGGCAAUUUCUGGGGGCCGGGACCUGCGUGGCAGGGCUAGGUCUUGUGCUCCUUUCAGAUGCAAAAUCUCCAGAUGAGCAACAUCCAAGUAAAAUGCCACUUCUAGGGGAUACCCUUGUUAUUGCUGGGACAGUUUGUUAUGCAUUUAGCAAUGUUGGGCAGGAAUACUGUGUCAAGAAGAAUGAUCGAGUAGAACUUGUUGCAAUGUUUGGACUAUUUGGGUUGCUUGUCAGUACAAUUCAGAUAUUUAUAUUCGAAAGGAAGAGCCUAGAAGCAGCUGCCUGGUCUCCAACAAUGAUAAGCUUGUUCGCACGAUUUGCCGUUGCACUAUUUGUGUUCUACACCAUUACUCCUUUAGUUCUUAAGAUGAGUGGAUCAACAUUGUUUAAUCUCUCACUCUUAACAUCUGACAUGUGGGCAGUCGCCAUUCGAGUAUUGUUCUAUCAAGAACAGAUAAACUGGAUGUACUAUCUAGCAUUCACAGUUGUGGCCAUUGGAUUGAUCAUCUACUCGCUAAAUGAAAGUUCUUCUGGCGAUGGAACAACUACAAGUACAGAAGCAACACCUCAAUAUCAACAACUUCCAAGUGAGGAUCACUCAACAGAAAGUUGUUCUAAUUUGGACAGCCAAGAAAGGAAGCAACAAGUUCACAUCUGUUAGGGGAGUCAGUGUACAAAGUUGGCUCCACCUUUUCAUUAUAGCAAUAAUCAAAUAUGCAGAAGAAAAUUUGCAAAGUAUAGAAUCUUGUGCGGUACGCAGAACUGUUAUUGGUUCAAAAGAAAGUGUUUUCGUAUUA